Messenger RNA from Exophiala spinifera, 600 nucleotides. RefSeq lists its product as uncharacterized. The record is from RefSeq and is a predicted model, not a curated record. The transcript has 3 exons. Lineage: Eukaryota; Fungi; Ascomycota; Eurotiomycetes; Chaetothyriales; Herpotrichiellaceae. The coding region runs from base 1 to 600 and encodes 199 amino acids.
AUGGCUUCUGGACAACCUACUGAUCCAUACAAGGCCAAGAACAAAGAUGAACCUGGCGUCGAGACCAAGAUCGAGCAGCUGAACAACUUCAUUCAGUCGCAGAAAUAUGGAAUGAUGACCACACGCAUCGCCGAAAGCGGUCUUCUCGUCUCCAGGUGUAUGGCUCUCGCAGCACAGGAAUCCGGCGGCGUCGACCUCCUCUUCCACACAAACACCGAAUCCGGCAAGACGCACGACCUCGAAUCGGACUCGCACAUCAACAUCUCGUUCUGUUCCGCAAACGGCAGCUGGGCCAGCAUCUCGGGCACGGCUGCCGUCAUUACGGAUCGCGCCGUCGUCAAGAAAUACUACACGCCGGCGCUCAAGACGUGGCUGGGCGACCUGGGCGACGGCACGCACGACGGCAGCGAGAACGAUCCCCGCAUCGGCGUCAUCAAAGUCAAGGCCGUCACCGCCACGUACGCCGUGUCCCAGGGCACAUUCCUCGGUCGGGGCGUCGAGAUGGUCAAGGGUGCCAUUACAGGCGAAGCCGCGCAGGUCAAUGCACUCCGUGAGAUUGAUGAGGAGGAAAUCAAACAGUGGAGAUUGUCACAUCCUUGA